This is a messenger RNA of Quercus robur (English oak), 1485 nucleotides long. Its product is annotated as pentatricopeptide repeat-containing protein At2g15690, mitochondrial-like. Gene Ontology annotation, molecular function: zinc ion binding; RNA binding; protein binding. Lineage: Eukaryota; Viridiplantae; Streptophyta; Magnoliopsida; Fagales; Fagaceae. The record is from RefSeq and is a predicted model, not a curated record. Gene Ontology annotation, biological process: RNA modification. The transcript has a single exon. Bases 1 to 1329 code for a protein of 442 amino acids.
AUGGCUAAAGGGAUUGCUAAUUUUAUCAGCUUCUGCUCAAUCCCAGGAGUUAGAAAUUCUACCACGCUUGCACCUGAGAAACCAUGCUUCAUUCUUUCUCAAAGCUCAUUUCAUGAGCUAGUGGGUGGGUGUGUUGGCUACGUGAAUUACAAGUCUAUCAAUGCUUUAAAAGUUACUAGGAGGGGCUUCCAUACCAAACAGAGGAAAUAUUCAAUGCCUGUUUCAAAAUUCUCUCAGCAUAAAGCUGUUAGCUUUCAAGUAGGGAAUCAAGCGAGUUUGGAUUUCCAGCGUUUUUGCAGAGAAGGAAAAGUGGAAGCAGCCCUUGAUGCUAUGAAUGAAAUGGAGAAGAAUGGAGUUUUUGUGGGCUCACUAGACCUUAUUGAAUUGCUGCAAAUUUGUGAGGAUAUGAAGUUGUUGGAAACUGGAAAAAGGGUCUUUGAGUACACAAUGAGGUCUCCAUCAAAACCCCAUAUUGCUGUUUUUAAUAAAUUUGUAGAGAUGUUCUGUAAAUUAGGUGAUACAAGCUGUGCGAAAAGGGUGUUUGAGGAAAUGCCGAAAAGAAACUUGGAUUCUUGGAAUAAGAUGCUAGUGGGUCUGGCAGAAAAUGGGGAAGGAGCAGAAGCUCUUAGGAUAUUUUCAAUGAUGAAGAAAGAUGGAGUGAGGCCUGAUGAAUUUACUUUUGUUGGUGUUAUUAUGGCAUGUCGAUGCGUAGGGGCAGUGGAGGAUGGGCAAGAACACUUUGUAUCAAUGAGCAGGGACUAUGGAAUUACUCCAUCAAUGGAGCAUUAUGUGGCUAUUGUUGAUCUUCUAGGAAAGUCAAAGAAGAUAACUGAGGCAAAGGAGUUAAUUGCAAAUAUGCCAAUUGAACCAAGUUCCCGUGUUUGGGAGACAUUGGAGAAGUACUCUAAAGCUGGACCUUCUGGUUUGAAACUUAGUAAUAAAAAAAAAGUAAUGGACAUGCUGGUUUCAAAUCAAAAGAAAGCAAGUCCAGAGAAGAGCAAGGCAUUUAAAAAACUGAGGUCUUUAAGUAAGGAGGUGAAGGAAGCAGGCUAUGUGCCUGAGUCUAGACAUGUAUUACAUGAUCUUGACCAUGAAGCAAAAGAGAAGACAUUGUUAUAUCACAGUGAAAGGCUAGCCGUUGCUUUUGGGCUUAUCAAUACACCUCCUGGGACCACACUGAGGAUCAUGAAAAACCUCAGGAUUUGUGUUGAUUGUCACAAUUUCAUUAAAAUCCUAUCAAGUAUUGAGAAGCGAGAGAUUAUCGUUAGAGACAUUAAAAGGUUUCAUCAUUUCAAGGAUGGAAAAUGUUCCUGUAGGGAUUAUUGGUAAUUAAGAACUGGGUUUUUUUAGAAUCAAUAGACUUCCUUAGGCUUGGUUGCUGUAGAGUUUGUUGAGUUCCUUCUUAAUGCGUGAAGUUUGGUUAUAUAUGUCAUUUGAUGACAUAGUUGGCCUUCAGAAAUAAAAUCAUGUUGUUCAACAGUCCAA